AAAUCUUCCUCAUUACUGAAAAUAGACUCCGUUUAUGUAUUUUACAUGUCUAUGGUUUGGCGAUUUGUAAAAAUAGUUUGAUCAAUUGACAGUAUCAAUGGAUUUUUCAUUUUCAUUUCAGAUAUCAAUGCUUUGAUUCAUUAUAAAUGUCAGAUUGACAGAAUAUGAUAUAAUUUUUUCUUUUACUGGAUAACAUUGCCAAUUCUUUUCAGAAUAGUGUGAUUUCAGAAUUCUUCAAAAUAAGGAGAUUGUCUUUCUUUCUAUUCUACAUACAACGAACAAAUUAUAUCUUUUUAAAUAUGGAAGUGGAUGUUGCAUUAAUGUGCGUUGUGAGGACUUUCCUUGAACCAUCUUCUUAUAUUUAUGAAGAUGAAAAUGCGAGCAUUCUACAAUUAAUUAUGGAACAAGAUUUACUAGGAAUUACAGAUACUGUUUCUAUAACAAGAAAUUAUCAACGGACUGAAGAUUAUGUCGAACAUAUAAUUCCAUCACUUAGCAGUGCACAAUUCAAAUCUCACUUUAAAAUGCUACCAUCAACAUUUGAAUUUAUUCUGGAUGAGAUUGGAGAGAAAUUAAUUCGCACUACUGAUGGAAAUGUAAUGGUGUCUGCAGAUAAGCAACUGCUAUUGAGUUUGUGGCGUUUUGCAACUACAGAUUCAUAUAGUGCUAUAAAUCAACGAUUUAAUGUGGGUAAAGGCACAGCUGUAAGAUCCGUGCGUCGUGUUGCUAAAGCAUUACGCGAGCUUUCCUCAAAAUAUAUUGUGUGGCCUACAGGAGAUAGAAUACGGAAUGUUGUGCAUGGCUUUUCUUGUGCAAGUGGUUUUCCUGAUACCAUUGGUGCCAUAGGUGGUACCCAUAUUAAUAUUCCUUCAUCCAAGAAUAAUCCAGAGACUUGUGCCAAUCAGAAGAACCAUUAUUCAAUUCAAGUUCAAGCUACUUGUGAUCACACAAAAUUGUUCACACAUGUUCUCUUAGGAAAUGUAAAUUCAGAUCAUGAUAUUUGUGCUUUCCGUUUUUCCGCUCUUCAAAAAUAUAUCAGUGAUCCAAAUAAAUUUCCAAAUAAUACACAUUUAAUUGGAGAUGCUGUUUAUGGAUUGCAUGAACAUCUUAUGGUUCCAUAUCCUGAUGACAAAAAUCUCACAAAACAACAAAGGAAUUAUAAUUUAUGCCAUUCUUCUGGCAGAAUAAUGAUCAAACGAGCAUUCGCUCUUUUAAAAGGACGUUGGAGAAGUCUAUUACAUGUUUUGGCAAUAAGUCGCAUGGAUUUUACCUCUGAUCAUAUACUGGCAUGUUGUGUAUUGCACAACAUUUGUUUGCUAAAAAAGGAUGAAUUACAAGGGCAAUUGAUUAUUCUAGAUGCAGAAGAAACAGAACUGCAAGAAGAAAAAAUAGAAUAUGAUGAAACAAAUGCUGCAGAAGCUAAACGAAACGAUAUAUGUGCCAAAUUAUGUAUGAAAAAUGUAUGAAUAAUCAAGGUAUUGCA
Camponotus floridanus (Florida carpenter ant) is the source of this 1483-nucleotide messenger RNA. RefSeq names its product protein ANTAGONIST OF LIKE HETEROCHROMATIN PROTEIN 1-like. The coding region runs from base 300 to 1466 and encodes 388 amino acids. The transcript has 5 exons. Lineage: Eukaryota; Metazoa; Arthropoda; Insecta; Hymenoptera; Formicidae. The record is from RefSeq and is a predicted model, not a curated record.